This is a messenger RNA of Pieris macdunnoughi, 309 nucleotides long. Lineage: Eukaryota; Metazoa; Arthropoda; Insecta; Lepidoptera; Pieridae. The record is from the annotation of a GenBank genome assembly.
AUGAAGUCUGGUCAAGAAGUUGAAGAUCCUAAGGUAGAAGAGUUAGAUGGUAAAGCAAAGUUACGAAAAUGGCUCAACAUGAAUUUUAGAAUAGAAAUGACUGAUGGAAGAGUUCUUAUAGGUGUAUUUUUGUGUACAGAUAGAGAUGCUAAUGUGAUUUUAGGUGCCUGUUCAGAAUAUUCUAAAAACAGCGAUGGAGAGCCACAAGAACCUCGAGUAUUAGGACUAGUUAUGGUUCCAGGACGACAUAUUGUGUCUAUACAAAUUGAUGAUACAACACCACCACAGAAAUAUUAUUAUGAUGAGUAA